CUCCUCAGGAUUUGUUGGCCUUGGCGAAACAGUAAAAUUGUCCGCACUUUUGCCUGCCAUAUCAUCCAUCUCUGUAUGCUCGGGGUCUUCUUGGACCUCAGGAGCUGCUACCUUCCUUGGUCGACCUCUUUUCUUCGCAAUCUUCCCCGUGGUCUUCUCAGCCACUUUAGGUUUGCCCUUGCCUUUCUUCGUGACUUGAGGUUCUGGCUCAGGCACAUCUUCCAGAGCUGGGGCAUCUGGUAACUCUUCAUCAUCACUAUCUGGAAUUGAGCGUACUUCUCCUGAAGUGUUCGCAUACAAUUCUGAUACUUCGUCCCCCUUGGAAUUCAUGUCGGUGGAGAUUACAGCGGCUGGAGCAUCUGGCAACUCCUCAUCACUGU
Messenger RNA from Mollisia scopiformis, 380 nucleotides. RefSeq lists its product as uncharacterized. NCBI's taxonomy places the organism in Eukaryota, Fungi, Ascomycota, Leotiomycetes, Helotiales, Mollisiaceae. The coding region runs from base 76 to 243 and encodes 55 amino acids. The transcript has a single exon. The record is from RefSeq and is a predicted model, not a curated record.